Messenger RNA from Dermatophagoides farinae (American house dust mite), 13005 nucleotides. The record is from RefSeq and is a predicted model, not a curated record. NCBI's taxonomy places the organism in Eukaryota, Metazoa, Arthropoda, Arachnida, Sarcoptiformes, Pyroglyphidae.
GAAAUCAAAACUGAAGUCUUUGAGGAAAUCAUCGAAUUGCCGAAAGAUGAUGAAGAAAAAACAGAAGAAAUUAUCGAAACAAUGGAAGUAACACCUGAAGGUGAAAAGAAAAUUGUCAAAAAGAUCAAAAAAGAAAAGAAACCAACCGAAGAAGAAAAACCAAUUCCUGGAGAAAUAAUUAAACAGCCAAAAGAAUCAGAAAUGAUUGAAACAACCGAAUUUAUAGAAACCAUUGAGGAAACACCUGAAGGUGAAAAGAAAGUUGUCAAAAAGAUCAAAAAAAUCAAGAAACCAAAACAACCACUCGAUGAAGAAUCGAUACCAGAAAUCGAUUAUGAGAAACCAAUAGAGGAAGAGAAACCGAUUAUUGAAGAGAUUACUGAACAACUUGAAGAAAGAGAAUUGAUUGAGACAACCGAAGUUAUCGAAACAGUCGAAAUGACACCUGAAGGUGAAAAGAAAAUUGUUAAAAAGAUCAAAAAAGUCAAGAAACCGAAAAUCACAGAAGAAAAAGUAAGCUUAAAACCAGACCAACAACAACCAAUGGAUGAAAAAUCGCCCGAAGAGGACAUUCGUCCAGAAACUGAAUCGACAAUCGAUACAGAAACAAAAAAGAAAAUAUUAAAGAAACCAAAACUGAAAGAAUCGAUCACUGAAGUUCCAGAAAUAAGCGAUAAAGAAGUUACUGAAGAAAUUAAAACCGAAAUAUUCGAAGAAAUCAUUGAAUUGCUCAAAGAUGAUGAAGAAAAACCGGAAGAAAUUAUGGAAACAAUCGAAAUGACACCUGAAGGCGAAAAGAAAAUUGUGAAAAAGAUCAAAAAGACAAAGAAACCAAAAGAUGGUAAAUUAGAAGACAUGAAACCCGAAAUCAAAGAUACGAAACCAACUGAAGAAGAGAAACCGAUCCAGGAAGAAACAACUGAACAACCUGAAGAAAGACAAUUGAUUGAAACAACCGAAGUAAUCGAGACAAUCGAAAUGACACCUGAAGGCGAAAAGAAAAUUGUCAAAAAGUUCAAGAAGACAAAGAAAACAAAAGAUGAAAAAACUGUGGAAGAAGAAUCGAAACCAGAAAAACCAAUAGUGGAAGAAAAACCGAUUAUCGAAGAGAUUACUGAACAGCCUGUUGAAUCAGAAUUGAUUGAAACAACCGAAGUUAUCGAAACCAUUGAGGAAACACCUGAUGGUGAUAAAAAGAUUGUCAAAAAGAUCAAGAAAAUAAAGAAACCAAAAGAUGAAAAACCUCUGGAAGAGGAAACAAAACCAUUAAUCGAUUAUAAAAAACCAAUCGAGGAAAAGAAACCAAAACCAGAAGAAAUCGCGGAAAAACCUGAAGAAAAAGAGAUGAUCGAAACCACAGAAGUUAUUGAGACGAUUGAGGAAACACCCGAAGGUGACAAAAAAGUUGUCAAAAAGAUCAAAAAAGUAAAGAGGCCAAAGGAAGAAAAACCCAUUGAUGAACCAACUGAAUUCGUCGAAUUAAUUGACAUUUAUGAAGUUGUCGAAUCAAUUGCAACAGUUGAACAUGUUGAUGGGAAAAAGCGAAAGGUCCACAAAAUAAAGAAAAUCAAAAAGCCUGAAGAUCAGCAACCGAUUGAAUAUGAAGAAAAACCAGAUGAUCAGGUAAUUUUGGAUUCAGAAGACAAACCAGAAAAAGUAAUACGCAAAAUCAAAAAGGAUAAAAAACCAAAAGAAGAAAAAUCAGAUGAAAAAGUGAUACCCGAACAACCAACUGCAACAGAUAUAACAGAAACAACGGAAAUCAUUCAAACUGUUCAAGAAAUCGACACACCACAAGGCAAAAAGAAAGUUGUCAAAAAAGUGAAAAAGACAAGGAAAACUGAAGAGAUGAAGCAAACAGAAGAUGAAAAGUCAAUUGAUAAAUCAGAUGAUGUUAUGGAAUCGAUAGAAGAGAUUGAAACACCUGAAGGUAAAAAGACUGUUUUGAAAAAAGUCAAAAAAUCCAAAAAACCAAAAGAAGAAAAACCAUUGGAUGAAGAAUCGAAACCAUCGAUCGAUUAUGAAAAGCCGAUCGAAGAAGAUAAACCGAUCCAAGAAAAAAUUAUUGAACAACCUGAAACAACCGAAGUGAUCGAAACAUCUGAAUUGAUUGAAACCAUCGAGGAGACAUCUGAAGGCGAUAAGAAAGUUGUCAAAAAGAUAAAGAAGAUAAAGAAACCUAAAGAUGAUGAAACUAUUAAAAAAUCGAUCGAAUUCAUCGAAUCGAUUGAGAUCUAUGAAGUCAUCGAAUCAAUUUCCACUAUUGAGAUCAUUCAAGGUAAAAAGAAAAAAAUUUAUAAAAUUAAGAAAGUAAAAAAACCAGAAGAAAAAGAACCGAUUGAAUACAAAGAAGAACCAGAAGACCAGAUAAUUCUGGAUGAAGAUGAUAAACCGGAAAAAGUUAUUCGUAAAGUCAAAAAAGACAAAAAGAAACCAGAAGAGGAAUUACCCGAACAGCCGACUCAAACUGAAAUGACUGAAACGACAGAAUUGAUUGAAACGAUAGAAGAAAUCGAAACACCAGAAGGCAAGAAAAGUGUUAAAAAGAUUAAAAAAGUCAAAAAAACCAAAGAAGAAAAACCCGAUGUUGAAACGAAACCUGAAGAACCAGAAUUUCAAUCAUCACCCGAAAUAACAAAACAUGUAGUUGAUGAACCAUCAGAGAUUCUAGAAGAAAGUAGCAUUGUCGAAACAAUUGAAGAAAGUGAAAUAACACCAGAAGGUGAAAAUAAAUUUGUGAAAAGAAAAACAAAGAAACUAAAACAUCCUGAUGAAAAAGAAGAAUUGCCUUCUGAAGAAAAAUUGCCAAUUGAAGAGGAAAUCCAGCCAGUCGACGAACCAGUUGGAGAAAAACCCGAGGAACCAGAGAAACCGAAAAAACCAAAACGAAAAUCAAAACCCGUGGAAGUCAUCGAAGAUCAACCAUUAUUAUUGGAUGAGAAACCAGAUGACAAAGAAAAUGUAUUUGAAACGGCCGUUGCCACAACAAUCGCAGAGGAAAAACCAGAAACAAUUUUGGAUGGGAAAGACGAAACAAUCGUAAAAAUUGUUGUUGAUGAUAAACAAGAACUUCAACAACAAACUAUUGUCGUUGGCGAACAAGAAGAAGAGAUUCCAGUACAAUUCAUAACGAUUGAACCAGAGAUGAUGGUGAUGGAAGAAGAAAAAGUAAAACAGCAGAAAGUUGGAAAGAAAAUCAAAAAAUCGAAACAACCAAAAGAAGAAGAAUCGAAACCUUUGGAAGAAGAAACACCAGCUUCAUUCAUAUCACCAAAUGAAUUACGAAUAUCACCAAUUGAAGAUGAAAAACUUGAAUCCGUACAGCCAUUAUUAUAUGAAGCUGAAUGUAAAGAUUUAAAAUCAAUCAUAUUGAAUGAAUGUUGUUUUGCUGAACCAUUUAAUCGAAAAUCAACAACAACAACAAUCAGUACGGUGCCAGAGAAAAUAACCGAACAAACAGUGUAUGAUAUAACGUUUGAAAAUUUUACAAAAGUUUUGAAAAAAAUCGAUGGUGAUGAUGGUGAUGAUGGAAAGCAGCCAGAUAAACAACAAGAAAAACAACCAGAAUCAGCUGAAGAAAAACCAAAAGAAAUAUCCAUCAAAUUGAAUCUUGUAACACCAGUGAUUGCAUUUGAUAAAACCAAGGAUUACAUAAUUCCAUUAGAAUUGUCUGGUGAACAAUUGUCCAGAUUUGAACAGCAUAUGAUUGAUGAUCAUAAUAUUGAUCAAUCAUUAUUGGAUGAAAUGAAACAAUCCACGUGUCCAAUUGAAUGUCGUACGAAUAUCAAAUUACAACUGAGUCAAUGUUAUGCAACCGUUACGGAAACACCGUUAUAUGAAACAUAUCAAAUGUUGGAAGAAUUUACAGCGGAUGAUGAAUUUGAAAAGAUCGAUAAACCAUCAACAAUUGAAGAACAUCGUGAAACACAAUCUGUAAUAACGGAAGAAACAUUUGUAUUUGAAACAUGUAAACCAUUCAAAAUUCCAGAUGAAUUAUGUCAAGCCACUGAAGUAUUCGAUGAUGAUCUAACCAAACCGGAAACCAAAGAAGAUGAAGAAAAACAACCGACAAAGAAAAAAGUGAAAAAACCUAAAAAAGAUAAACGUGAACCAUCGAUAACCAUUGAAGAGAUCAAUGUUACAUCACAAGAUGAAGAUCAAAACGAACAGCAACCAAUGAAAAAACCAAUGAAACCAGUUGUAUCAUUGUUUCAAGAGGAACGUGAUAUAAAAAUUCAGAUUGAAUUGGAUGAUUUAGAAAUCAAAGAUUUCACUGAAGGUGAUGAUGAUGAUUUAUCACGAUUGGAUAUGUCGGGAAAAAUUGAAUUAAUCAGUGAAGAUGAUGAUCAACUAAAAUCAUUGGGUGAAGAAUUGGAAUCACUGGGCGAGGAAUUGAUCGAAGAUCAACCAACGGAAACGACAAAAAUUAAAAAAUCAAAGAAAAUGAAAAAAGUUUUAAGACGAAAAUCAACACUCGAUGAUGAUGAAGAAAAGCCGAAAUUUGUUACCACUGAAGAUUUGAUUGAAUUAAAACCAACGGAUGAUUUACCAUUACAAGAAGAAAAGCAGACAACGAUUGAAGAUGAAAUUCAUCCAGAUAUUGAAUCUGAAAUUGAUGUUGAAACAAAAAAGAAAGUGAUAAAGAAAAUGAAACCAAAAGAACAAUUUGUUACCGAAUUAGAUGGAUUUGAUCAAAAAGAAGUGACAGAAGAGGUGAAAACAGAAAUUUUUGAAGAAAUUAUUGAAUUGCCAUCGGAUGAACAGCCAGAAAAACGGGAAGAUGAUGAAAAGCCUAUUGAUGAUGAUAGGCCACACGAUGAAAAAGAAAAACCGAAAAAGAAAAAAGUCAUCAGACGAAAAUCCAAACCAGAUGCAUUGGAAACUAAACCAACCGAUGAAGAGACGAAAAUCAUCACUGAAGAAUUGAUUGCCUUGAAACCAACCGAUGAAAUUCUCGAGGAACAAGCUCCUGAAGAAGAGAUACAACCUGAUAUUGAAUCCGAAGUUGGCGUUGAAACCAAGAAAAAAUUGGUUAAAAAAUUAACAAAACCAAAAGAACCAACAGCUGAUUUACAUGAAGCUGAGGAAAAAGAAAUAACCGAAGAAACUAUAGUCACUGUGACUGAGGAAAUCAUCGAAUUUCCCGAUGAAAAGCAAAAACCAGAGGAAGAAAUUCCAGAAGAGAAACCCGAAGAAGGUAAACCAAAAAAACCUUCAAAGAAAAAAGUCAUCAGACGAAAAUCUAAACAAGAUGCUUUGGAAGCUAAACCCGAAGAGGAGACAAAAGUCACAACAGAAGAAGUGAUUGCCUUGAAACCAACCGAUGAAAUUCUUGAGGAACAAGCUCCUGAAGAAGAGAUACAACCUGACAUCGAAUCCGAAGUUGGAGUUGAAACAAAGAAAAAAUUGGUUAAAAAAUUAACGAAACCAAAAGAACCAACAGCUGAAUUGCAGGAUGCCGAUGAAAAAGAAAUAACCGAAGAAACGACAGUCACUGUGACUGAAGAAAUCAUCGAACUACCAGAUGAAGAUGCUGAAACUAAACCAGAUAAAGAUGAAGAAAAGCCAAAAAAGAAGAAAAAAGUAAAGAAACAAAUCACAGAGCAAGUGAUUGAAGUGAUUGAAAUCUAUGAAGUUGUUGAAUCAAUUCCAACAGUUGAAAUAAUCGAAGGCAAGAAGAAAAAGGUGCACAAAAUCAAAAAAAUCAAAAAGCCUGAAGAUCAACAACCGAUCGAGUAUAAAGAAGAACCAGAAGAUCAAGUGAUUCUGGAUGCAGAAGAUAAACCAGAAAAGGUUAUCCGAAAAGUCAAAAAAGACAAAAAACCUAAAGAAGAGAAAGAUGAAGAAGUUAUACCUGAACAGCCCAGUGAAAGUGAAACAACGGAAAUCAUUGAAACUGUUCAAGAAAUCGAUACACCAGAAGGUAAAAAGAAAGUUGUCAAAAAAGUGAAAAAGACAAAGAAAACUGAUGAAGCCACACCAAUCACUGAUAAAAUUGAACUCGUUGAAGAAGAAGAUAAACCAGAAGAAAUCACGGAAUCAAUAGAGGAGAUUGAAACACCAGAAGGCAAAAAGACUGUCCUCAAAAAGGUUAAAAAAUCCAAAAUCAAAGUUGAAGACGAAGAAGAAGAAAAGAAACCAGAAGAAAAAGACGAAAUGCACGAAGAAGAUACAAAAUCUAAAAAACCGAAAAAAUUGAAACACAAAAAACCUACUGAGGAUGAUGAAAAAGCAAUCACUGAAGAAAUGAUUGACUUGAAACCAUCAGAUGAAAUUUUGGAAGAAAAAGCUCUAGAAGAUGAAAUUCAACCUGAUAUUGAAUCCGAAGUUGGAGUUGAAACAAAGAAAAAAUUGACUAAACCAAAAGAACCAACAGCUGAAUUGCAUGAUGCCGAUGAAAAAGAAAUAACCGAAGAAACUACAGUCAUUGUGACUGAGGAAAUCAUCGAAUUACCAGAUGAAGAAGUCGAAAAACCAGAAGAUGAAACUAAACCAGAUGAAGAUAAAGAAAAACCGAAAAAGAAAAAAGUCAUCAGACGAAAAUCUAAACCAGAUGCCUUGGAAAUUAAACCCGAAGAGGAGACAAAAGUCACAACAGAAGAAGUGAUUGCCUUGAAACCAACCGAUGAAAUUCUCGAGGAACAAGCUCCUGAAGAAGAGAUACAACCUGAUAUUGAAUCCGAAGUUGGCGUUGAAACCAAGAAAAAAUUGGUUAAAAAAUUAACAAAACCAAAAGAACCAACAGCAGAAUUACAGGAAGCCGAGGAAAAAGAAAUUAUUGAAGAAACAAAAGUCACAUUUACUGAAGAAAUAAUCGAACUUCCUGAUGAAGUGCAAAAACCAGGGAAAGAAAUUCCAGAAGAGAAACCCGAAGAAGGUAAACCGAAAAAACCUUCAAAGAAAAAAGUCAUCAGACGAAAAUCCAAACCAGAAAUUACUGAAGAACAACCAGAAAAACCAGUGGUUACCGAAGAAUUGAUUGACUUGAAACCAAAAGACGAACUUUUUGAAGAACAAAAACCUGAAGAUGAAAUUCAACCAGAACUUGAUGAAUCUAAAAUAGAUGUUGAAACAGUCAAAAAGACUGUGAAAAAAUCGAAACAAAAAGAUUCAGUAACAAAACCACAGGAAACAGAAGAAGAUAAAGAAAUUACGGAAGAAACACAAAUUACAGUAACUGAAGAAAUUAUCGAAUUACCUGAUGAAGAAAAGAAACCAGAAGAAGAUAAAACUGAAGAAAAACCAGAAGAAAAAGGAAAAACAAAGAAGAAGCCUUCAAAGAAAGUAAUUCGUCGUAAAUCGAAACCAGAUGAUGUUACCGAAGAACAACCAGAGAAACCAAUUUUAACUGAAGAAUUAAUCGAAUUGAAACCAAAAGACGAAAUCGUAGAAGAAAAACCAGAAGAUGAAAUCAAACCAGAACUUGAUGAGUCUAAAAUAGAUGUUGAAACAGUGAAAAAGACUGUGAAAAAAUCAAAACGAAAAGAUUCAGUGACCGAACUACAGGAAGGUGAAGAAGAUAAAGAAGUAACUGAAGAUACACAAGUUACUGUAUCGGAAGAAAUAAUCGAACUUCCUGGUGAAGAACAAAAACCAGAAGAAGAGAUUCCAGAAGAAAAACCUGAAGAAGGUAAACCAAAAAAACCAUCAAAGAAAAAAGUAAUUCGACGUAAAUCGAAACCAGAUGUCGCUGAAGAAAAGAUGGAUGAAAGUAAAAAACCAGUCAUGACCGAAGAAUUGAUUGAAUUGAAACCAAAAGAUGAGCUUUUUGAUGAAGAAAAGCAAGAAGAUGAAACGCGACCGGAAAUAGAAGCCAUAGUGGAUGAUGAAACAACAAAAAAGACAGUGAAAAAGUCUAAACGAAAAGAUUCAGCAACCAAAUUACAGGAAAGUGAAGAAGAUAAAGAAAUCAUUGAAGAAACACAAGUUACAGUCACUGAAGAAGUUAUUGAACUUCCUGGUGAAGAACAGCAGAAACCUGAAGAAGAAAAACCCGUGGAAAAGAUGGCGGAAGAUGAAGAAAAACCAGAAGAAGAAGGUAAGCCGAAAAAACCAUCAAAGAAAAAAGUGAUUCGACGAAAAUCGAAGCCAGAUGUCGUUGAUGAAGAAGAAAAACAACCAAUUGUCACUGAAGAAUUAAUCGAAUUGAAACCAAAAGACGAAUUUGUCGAAGAACAAAAACCAGAAGAAGAAAUCCAACCAGAACUUGAACAAACCAAAGUGGAUGUUGAAACAACAAAGAAAACGAUUAAAAAGUCGAAACCUAAAGAUUCAGCAACCAAACUACAGGAAGGUGAAGAAGAUAAAGAAAUUACGGAAGAAACACAAAUUACAGUCACUGAAGAAGUUAUUGAACUUCCAGAUGAAGAACAAAAACCAGAAGAAGAAAUUCCAGAAGGGAAACCUGAAGAAGGUAAACUAAAGAAACCAUCAAAGAAAAAAGUAAUUCGACGUAAAUCGAAACCAGAUGAUGUUACUGAAGAACAACCAAAGGAACCGAUUUCGGUUGUCACCGAAGAACAAAUUGAAAUGAAACCAAAAGAAGAUAUCUUAGAUGAAAAACCAGAAGAUGAAAUCAAACCCGAUGCUGUUGAAUCAACAGUGGAUGUUGAAACAGUGAAAAAGACUGUGAAAAAGAAAACUAAACGUCGCGAAUCGAAAUCAGAAUUGGAACAACCAAAAGAAGAAACAGAAUUUGAAGAAGAAACAGAAUUUGAAGAAGAAACUGAAAUUACAAUAACCGAAGAGAUUAUAGAAUUUCUUGGUGAAGAAUUGAAACCUGAAGAGGAGAUUGAAGAAAAACCCGAAGAAGGAAAACCAAAAAAACCAUCGAAAAAAGUUAAAAGACGUAAAUCAAAACCAGAUUCAUUGUUAUUGGCUGAAGAAGAAGAAGAUCAGCCAAUCAAAAGGGAAUCUAGUCCUGAAGAAGAAACUGAAGAAAUCACAAAAACACCGAAAAAAUUGAAAAAAGAUAAGAAACCAGCCGAUGUAAUGGCGGAAAAAUUAGAGCCAGAAAUUAUAUCGAAAAAAGUAACCGAAGAUGAACAACCUGAAGACGAAAAGGAAACAACCGUCACUAUGGAAGAAUAUCCAGCUGAAAAAGAUGCAGAUGAAAUUGAAGACAUAGAAAUUACGACCGAAGAAAUAACUAAAGAAAAGAAAAAAGGUGUGAAAAAAUUAAAACCAAAAGAAAAGGAAAUUCUUCACCAGAAACCAACAGAAGAAUUACAACAGCCUGAAGAAAAAGAUGCUGUUACAACGACGGAAGAAACAAUUGAUUUGAAAACAUUCGAUAUCGAUGAACAACGACCAGAAGAUGAAAUUCAACCGGACAUUGAACAUACCGUUGAUGUUGUGACAAUGAAAAAAGUGAGUGAAAAACCAAAACGUCGAAAAUCACAACCAACAUGCAUUGAGGAAACAAUUGAUCAGAAAGAUAUUUCGGAAGAGACCACGGUUACCGUAACUGAAGAAAUAAUUGAACUACCAGAUGAACAAGAAAAACCUGAAGAACAGCAGCAGCAACUCGAAGAAGGUAAACCGAAAAAAUCUUCAUCGAAGAAAAUUCGACGUAAAUCUAAACCGGAAAUUGUUGAAGAAAUCAAAGAUGUUGAUGAACCAGUGAUAACUGAAGAAUUUAUCGAACUGAAAUCAGCCGAUGAAUCUGUGGUUGAAGAACAAAAAUCUGUUGAUGAUGCUGAAAUUAAACCCGAAAUGGAUGAAUCAAAAAUUGAAAUUAAAACUAAAAAAUCGGUUAAAAAACCAAAACGUAGAGAAUCGCUAACACAAUUAGAUGAAACAAAACCCGAAAAAGAAAUGGAAGAAAAAACACAGGUAACAGUGACAGAAGAAAUUAUCGAAUUACCGGAUGAAGUGCAAGAAGAACCGGAAGAAAUUCCAGAAGAGAAACAACCAGAAGAAGAAAAACCAAAGAAGAAACCAUCAAAGAAAAUUCGACGUAAAUCGAAACCUGACGAUAUCACUGAAGAUAAACCUGAAAAACCGGUUGUAACCGAAGAAUUGAUUGACUUGAAACCCAAAGAUGAAAUUAUUGAUGAAAAAUUGUCAGAAGAAAAAGAAAUAAAACCCGAUGAAGUCGAAUCAACAGUUGAUGUUGAAACAACAAAAAAGACAGUGAAAAAAUCCAAACGAAAAGAUUCAGUGACCAAAGUACAAGAGGGUGAAGAAGAUAAAGAAUUCAUUGAAGAAACACAAAUUACAGCAACUGAAGAAGUUAUUGAACUUCCUGGUGAAGAACAGCAGAAACCUGAAGAAGAAAAACCCGAGCAAAAGAUGGCGGAAAAUGAAGAAAAACCAGAAGAAGAAGGUAGACCGAAAAAACCAUCAAAGAAAAAAGUGAUUCGACGAAAAUCGAAGCCAGAUGUCUCUGAAGAAAAGAUGGAUGAAAGUAAAACACCAGUCAUGACCGAAGAAUUGAUUGAAUUGAAACCAAAAGAUGAGGUUUUCGAUGAAGAAAAACAGGAAGAAGAAAUUCAGCCUGAACUUGAAGAAUCCAAAAUCGAAUUUGAAACCAAAAAAUCAGUGAAAAAAUCCAAACGCAAAGAAUCUGUAACUACAGAAUUGGAAGAAAGUAAAGAAGAUAAAGAAGUAACUGAAGAGACACAAGUUACCGUAUCGGAAGAAAUAAUCGAACUUCCAGAUGAAGAGCAAAAACCAGAAGAAGAAAUCUCAGAAGAGAAACCCGAAGAAGGUAAACCAAAGAAGAAACCUUCGAAGAAAAUACGACGAAAAUCAAAACCAGAUGUCGUUGAUGAAGAAGAAAAACAGCCAAUUGUCACUGAAGAAUUAAUCGAAUUGAAACCAAAAGACGAACUUGUUGAUGAACAAAAACCAGAAGAAGAAAUCCAACAAGAACUUGAACAAACCAAAGUGGAUGUUGAAACAACAAAGAAAACGAUUAAAAAGUCGAAACGUAAAGAUUCAGCAACCAAAUUACAGGAAGGUGAUGUUGAUAAAGAAAUUACGGAAGAAACACAAAUUACAGUCACUGAAGAAGUUAUUGAACUUCCAGAUGAAGAGCAAAAACCAGAAGAUGAAACUGAAGAAAAACCAAAAGAAGAAGGUAAACCAAAGAAACCAUCAAAGAAAAAAGUGAUUCGACGUAAAUCUAAACCAGAAAUUACUGAAGAACAACCAGAAAAACCAAUUGUAACUGAAGAAUUGAUUGACUUGAAACCAAAAGACGAAAUCGUAGAAGAAAAACCAGAAGAUGAAUUCAAACCAGAACUUGAUGAGUCUAAAAUAGAUGUUGAAACAGUGAAAAAGACUGUGAAAAAAUCGAAACGAAAAGAUUCAGUGACCGAACUACAAGAAGGUGAACAAGAUAAAGAAGUAACUGAAGAUUCACAAGUUACUGUAUCGGAAGAAGUUAUUGAACUUCCUGGUGAAGAACAGCAGAAACCAGAGGAAGAGAUUUCAGAAGAAAAACCUGAAGAAGGUAAACCGAAAAAACCUUCAAAGAAAAAAGUGAUUCGACGUAAAUCUAAACCAGAAAUUACUGAAGAACAACCAGAAAAAUCAGUGGUUACCGAAGAAUUGAUUGAAUUGAAACCAAAAGACGAACUUGUUGAAGAACAAAAACCUGAAGAUGAGAUUCAACCAGAACUUGAAGAAGCCAAAGUGGAUGUUGAAACAACAACAACAAAGAAAAUGAGCAAAAAAUCGAAACGAAAAGAUUCAAUAACAAAACAACAGGAAAGUGAAGAAGAUAAAGAAAUUACGGAAGAAACACAAAUUACAGUCACUGAAGAAAUUAUCGAAUUACCUGAUGAAGAACAGAAACCAGAAGAUGAAAGUGAAGAAAAACCAAAAGAAGAAGGCAAACCAAAAAAACCAUCAAAGAAAAUACGACGUAAAUCUAAACCAGAAAUAACUGAAGAACAAACGGAAAAACCGAUUGUAACUGAAGAAUUGAUAGAAUUGAAACCGAAAGACGAAAUUAUCGAUGAAAAGUCCGAAGAUGAAUUUAAACCAGAACUUGAUGAAUCUAAAAUAGGCAUUGAGACAACAAAGAAAACGAUUAAAAAAUCAAUACGUAAAGAUUCAGCAACCAAAUUGCAGGAAGGUGAGGAAGAUAAAGAAAUCACGGAAGAAACACAAGUUACUGUAUCGGAAGAAAUAAUCGAACUUCCUGGUGAAGAACAGAAACCAGAAGAAGAUAUUCCAGAAGAAAAACCAGAAGAAGAAAUUCCAGAAGAGAAAUCCGAAGAAGGUAAGCCAAAGAAGAAGCCUUCAAAGAAAGUAAUUCGUCGUAAAUCGAAACCAGAUGAUGUUACUGAAGAACAACCAGUGAAACCAAUUGUCACUGAAGAAUUGAUUGACUUGAAACCAAAAGAAGAAAUCUUAGAUGAAAAACCAGAAGAUGAAAUCAAACUUGAUGAAGUCGAAUCAACAGUUGAUGUUGAAACAGUGAAAAAGACUGUGAAAAAAUCUAAACGAAAAGUAUCGAUUACAAAAUCACAAGAAAGUGGAGAAGAUGAUAAAGAAAUUAUUGAAGAAACAAAAGUCACAGUUACUGAAGAAAUAAUCGAACUUCCUGGUGAAGAACAAAAACCAGAUGAGAUAAAACCUCAAGACGAAAUUCCUGAUCAAGGUAAACCAAAGAAACCAUCAAAGAAAAUACGACGAAAAUCGAAACCAGAAAUCCAAGAAGAAGAAAAACAACCCGAACAAGUUGUUACCACUGAAGAAGUGAUCGAUUUGAAACCAAAAGAGGAAAUUAUCGAUGAACAAAAGCCAGAAGAAGAAACUAAACCAGAACUCGAAGAAUCCAAAAUCGAUGUUGAAACAAAAAAAUCAGUGAUAAAACCAAAACGUCGUGAAUCAAAAACAAAAUCUGAACAGCAGCCUACAGAGGACAAAGAUGUAACAGAAGAAACCAAAAUAACAGUUACUGAAGAAAUCAUUGAAUUACCUGGUGAAGAACAAAACCAGAAGAAGAAAAACCCGAAGAAAAGAUAACGGAAGAAGAAAAGCCUGAGGAAA